GAAAUUGAGGCGUUAUCACUUCCGCAACAACUGGCAGAGCAACAACAUGGAGGAGACGGUAGAAGUUCGGCAGGAAAACGGGUUUACCGGAGAAAGCGGUGCCGCUAGACUACAAGAGCGACUCCAGAAGCGGCACCAGGCGAGAAUAGAAGAUGCUGAGCGGAGGAAGGAAGCUAAGGAGAGCCAGUCUGUGUCCGAGGAGAAGGUCCAGUAUUUCUCCAGCACCUUCAACAGGGAGCGGGCUGACAUAGAGGAGCUGCUGGCCUCCUGCUCCGGAGCUGACCGGCCUCUAGUCACCCAGAAACUGGAUGAGGCCACAGCUAAAACCGCCCAGCUGCAGAAGUUUCUGAACGACAGUUUGAUGUUUUUAACACAAUAUGAACUCAGACAAGCCCAAGCUGCUCUCCAGAAGCUCCAGACCUCCCUCACUGAGACCAGAGAAGAAGCUCUGCCCAAGAAGAAAUUCGCCUUCCGAGCUCGCACUAAAGCAGCAGAAAAAGUCUCUGCUGCUGGAACACCUCCACCUGACGCUGCUGGAACACCUCCACCUGCAGAUCCAGAUGUGACCGUAGUGGAUGGAACCUCUGAGCAGUGUGGCUUCUCCAACGUUAAAGAUGAGCUUCUCACUAAAACAGCGGAGGAGAUCCAGAAACAGGACGUGCUUCUGACCCACCUGUCUAACUGUAAGGUCCGUCUGAUGGGCUCACCCAGCACGCUGCACCUGAAGAACAUCGACGGCUGUGAGAUCCUGUGUGGUCCAGUGUCCAGCUCCGUGUUCAUCGAUCAGUGCAGGAACAGCACGCUGGCCUUCCCCUGCCAGCAGCUGAGGACCCACAACACCAUCGACACCCAGGUGUACCUCCACGUCACCAGCCGGGCCAUCAUAGAGGACUGUCGGGGGCUGAGCUUUGCCCCAUUCUCCUGGUCCUACCCCACCCUGGAGGAGGACUUUGCUGUGUCUGGUUUAGACCGGCAGCAGAACAACUGGAGGGAGGUGGACGACUUCAACUGGCUGGCUGCAGGAACUCCUUCCCCGAACUGGACUGUCCUACCAGAAGCAGACAGAAAAUCAAGCUGGGACUCCUAGAAAUGAACGUUUUAAGCCCAUAUCUGCCAAAUUUAUAUGUCAAUCAAAGCAUGACAUAAACUAAUAAAAGCAUGUGUUCACAGA
Molecule: messenger RNA, 1171 nt
Organism: Acanthochromis polyacanthus (spiny chromis)
Lineage: Eukaryota; Metazoa; Chordata; Actinopteri; Pomacentridae
Gene: tbcc
Product: tubulin folding cofactor C
Exons: 1
Coding region: 47-1087 (346 amino acids)
Biological process (GO): post-chaperonin tubulin folding pathway; tubulin complex assembly
Cellular component (GO): cytoplasm
Molecular function (GO): tubulin binding
Source: RefSeq, a predicted model, not a curated record